CGCAACGUCACCACACCUUCUCCCGUAUAAGCUAACCCAACCCCUUCCCUUUGGAUGGGAACAAUCCAUUUCAUUCGGUUAACGAUACGAGCGUAUAAAAUACUUCAAAAUUUUGGAGGUCUUUCGUGAAGUGCAAUUAUUGACUAUUUUAUGGACCUCCCGAGCGUGACGUCACGACCUUCCGAUCACACGUCGGAGGAAAAUGAGAACCGGCGCGUCAUGCAGUUUGUCAACCGCCGUAUGCAACAGCUGUCAUUGCACCUCAGCCCGGAACUGGUCCCGGAGAUUCCCGAUUGCGGCCUCGAGAUGCUCUUGUGCGCUGGGAAGGUGAAGGUGCUGAAUGUUAGGACGGAGCUCCUGUCGGCGUACAUGAAGGGGAAGCACAGAGACGUCCAAGAGAAAGUUUUCGAGUACUUCAAUUCAAGACCGGACUUGCAGACGCCGAUCGAGAUCUCGAAGGAUGAGCACAGGGAAUUGUGCAUGAGGCAGCUCACAGGUCUGGUCCGUGAGGCGGGGAUAAGGCCAUUCAAGUACAUCUUGGAGAACCCUGCUAAGUAUUUUGCUAUUUCGGAAGCUAUAGGUAGCAUUGAUAUGUCUCUCGGUAUCAAGUUGGGUGUUCAGUACAGUCUUUGGGGUGGCUCUGUUCUCAAUUUGGGAACUAAGAAACACAGAGACAAAUACUUUGAAGGCAUAGACAGUCUGGAAUACAUGGGUUGCUUUGCAAUGACUGAGCUUCAUCAUGGUUCCAAUGUUCAAGGCCUUCAAACAAUUGCUACCUUUGAUCCGCUUAAGGAUGAAUUCAUUGUGGACACACCUAAUGAUGGUGCCAUUAAAUGGUGGAUUGGAAAUGCUGCUGUCCAUGGUAAAUUCGCUACAGUUUUUGCAAGAUUGUUGCUGCCAACUCAGGAUUCAGAGGGUGUUUCUGACAUGGGUGUUCAUGCUUUCAUUGUUCAAAUACGGGAUCUAAAGACGCACGAAACUUUACCAGGGGUAGAAAUACAUGAUUGUGGCCACAAAAUUGGUUUGAAUGGAGUUGACAAUGGUGCAUUGAGAUUCAGGUCUGUGAGAAUCCCUAGGGAUAAUCUCCUAAACCGGUUUGGAGAUGUCUCAAGGGACGGAAAAUACACAAGCAGCCUUCCAUCGAUUAACAAAAGGUUUGCUGCAACACUGGGAGAACUUGUAGGUGGAAGAGUGGGGCUUGCAUAUUCUUCAGUCAGCGUUCUUAAACUUGCUGUAACUAUUGCCACCCGCUAUUCUCUUUUGCGGCAACAAUUUGGUCCACCCAAACAGCCUGAGAUUAGUAUUCUUGAUUAUCAAUCUCACCAACAAAAACUUAUGCCAAUGCUGGCUUCGACUUAUGCCUUCCAUUUUGCAACGUUGCAUCUGGUGGAGAAGUAUUCUGAUAUGAAGAAGCUGUCUCAUGAUGAAGAGUUGGUGGGAGAUGUCCAUGCCCUCUCAGCUGGGCUUAAAUCAUAUAUCACUGCUUACACUGCGAAAUCAUUGAAUACUUGCAGAGAAUCUUGUGGAGGUCAUGGCUAUGCAGCUGUUAAUCGAUUUGGUACUUUGAGGAAUGAUCAUGACAUAUUUCAAACAUUUGAAGGAGACAACACUGUUCUUCUACAGCAGGUGGCAGGGCUUCUUUUGAAGGAGUAUCAAGAAAAGUUCCAAGGUGGGACCCUCUCGGUCACUUGGAACUACCUAAGACAAUCAAUGAAUUCGUAUCUAUCUCAGCCUAAUCCAGUGACUUCUAGGUGGGAGGGUGAAGACCAUUUGCGAGAUCCAAACUUCCAGUUAGAUGCAUUUAGGUAUCGUACAUCUCGGCUACUUCAAAGUGUUGCUGUUCGACUUCAAAAGCACUCGAAGACACUUGGUGGCUUUGGUGCUUGGAACAGAUGCUUGAAUCAUCUCCUGACACUUGCAGAGUCCCACAUUGAGUCCUUCAUCCUCGAAAUGUUCAUUGCAGCCGUCAAAUCUUGUCCCGAUGCUACCUCGCGUUCUGCUCUGAAGCUUGUUUGUGACCUCUAUGCUUUGGACCGAAUCUGGAAUGACAUAGGAACUUACCGCAAUGUGGACUAUGUGGCUCCUAACAAAGCUAAGGCUAUUCACAAGUUAACUGAAUAUCUGUGUUUCCAAGUCAGAAAUAUAGCAAAGGAGCUGAUAGAUGCAUUUGAUCUGCCGGAUUAUGUUAUACGUGCUCCGAUUGCUGUGCAGGAUGCCGAACAAGUUUACACACAAUAUACUCAGUUUGCCGGAUUCUAACUCCUGCAAUAGGCUAUACACCAAACAACAGAUAUAAAAGGAAUAUAGUUAAAAAUGGUACCACUUCAAGUUUUUCAUGUUUCAUUUUGUUAUAGCCAAAUGAUAUAAUAUGUUCAAUAUAUUUUGUAAUAAAAAUAUGUUUGAUAAUUGCAUCGGCAAUUCAGCACAUUGCACAUACUAUUCAGUGAAACUAGCAACAAAAAAGUUGCGUACAUGUUAAACAGCCAAAUAGUAUACAUUAUACAUGAUUUAAUUGAAGCAAAGAUGUACAUGACAUAAAAGGGUAUAUUUUCUCUUACUCUUGCC
Molecule: messenger RNA, 2565 nt
Organism: Cuscuta epithymum
Lineage: Eukaryota; Viridiplantae; Streptophyta; Magnoliopsida; Solanales; Convolvulaceae
Source: the annotation of a GenBank genome assembly